AGGACGACUCCACAGAAGCAGAGAUUUAUCAACGGCAAGGAUGAGGAAGGCUGCAGUCCUGUUUCUGGCGUUCAGCUGCUGUGUAUGUAAUGCACAAGUUAAUGAAAACAAUGACAAAGUCGAUCAGUGCUCAGGAUCAACUGGCUGCUUUGAAACCUGCUCCCUCAAUUGCGUGACUCAGAGCCUGGGAGCGUUGGGAAAGACGGUCACAAACAUGGCAGAAAAAGUGACACACCUUGAGACUAAGUUGCAAAAGGCUGAAAACGAUGUCCUGGAACUGCGGAGCCUGAUUGGAGGCACACCUCAGGUGGCCUUUUCUGCAGCUCUCCGGGAUUCUGGCAGUGGAAAUAUUGGACCAUUCUCCACUGCUACCCCACUGAAGUAUAAGAGGGUCUUCUCCAACACUGGCAAUAGCUACAAUCCCUCAACAGGCAUUUUCACAGCAGUGGUCAAGGGAACGUACUUCUUUCGAUUCUCCAUGUUCAACAACCUCGAUCCUGUUCCCAACUCUGUUGCGAGCCUCAUGAAAAAUGGCGUGCGGCUGACAUCUGUCUGGGACACCUCAGGGUCUGACGCAAACGACAUGGGCAGUAACGCUGUGGUCAUCGCCCUUGAGGUGGGAGACAAUGUGUAUGUGGAGCUCCCGGCAAACAGGGUACUCUACGAUGAUGCCAUGAACUACAACACCUUCAGUGGUUUUCUGCUCUUCACUACAUAAAUCAAGCAAUGAGACUUCAGGGCUGGGAAUACCUUUUUAGCAAAUUAGGAAAUGUAAAUGAAAUUUGUUUGAGACUUUCAUCAAUAUGAUGUUUUGAAUUCACAGUUUUCUACAAGUGUACUAACAGUUUGAUUAUUUGCACUGAUUGUCCAAUACGAAUUUUAUACACAAUAGAAAAUAAAAUACAAGAGAACAACA
This is a messenger RNA of Acanthopagrus latus (yellowfin seabream), 916 nucleotides long. RefSeq names its product complement C1q-like protein 2. Lineage: Eukaryota; Metazoa; Chordata; Actinopteri; Spariformes; Sparidae. The transcript is spliced from 3 exons. The record is from RefSeq and is a predicted model, not a curated record. Gene Ontology annotation, molecular function: protein binding. Bases 41 to 718 code for a protein of 225 amino acids.